This is a messenger RNA of Nanorana parkeri, 984 nucleotides long. RefSeq names its product derlin 1 (gene DERL1). Gene Ontology annotation, biological process: endoplasmic reticulum unfolded protein response. Gene Ontology annotation, molecular function: misfolded protein binding; ubiquitin-specific protease binding. The transcript is spliced from 8 exons. Lineage: Eukaryota; Metazoa; Chordata; Amphibia; Anura; Dicroglossidae. The record is from RefSeq and is a predicted model, not a curated record. The coding region runs from base 114 to 878 and encodes 254 amino acids. Gene Ontology annotation, cellular component: Hrd1p ubiquitin ligase ERAD-L complex; endoplasmic reticulum membrane.
GGCCUAACAGGCAGAAGCGGUCGAAUUCGGAGCGGACACGUCAGCGCUGAGCGCGUGACGUCGUGUGGAGGCCGCAGGUGCCGGGCCCGGUGUGUCCCGCUGGCAUCGCCGCCAUGUCCGAUCUCGGGGACUGGUUCCGCAGCAUCCCGCUCAUCACCCGAUACUGGUUCGCCGCCACCAUCGCUGUCCCCCUGCUGGGGAAGCUGGGCCUCAUCAACCCCGUCUACCUGAUCCUGUGGCCGGAGUACUUCCUGCAUAAGUUCCAGAUAUGGCGCCCCUUUACCUCCACGUUUUACUUCCCCGUGGGCCCCGGGACGGGCUUCCUGUACAUGGUCAACCUGUAUUUCCUCUAUCAGUAUUCAACGCGACUUGAAACAGGUGCGUUUGAUGGAAGACCUGCAGAUUACAUGUUCAUGCUCCUGUUUAAUUGGAUUUGUAUUGUUAUAACCGGAGUGAUAAUGGACAUGCAGUUGUUGAUGAUCCCUCUGAUCAUGUCCGUUCUGUACGUGUGGUCGCAGCUGAACAGAGAUAUGAUUGUGUCCUUCUGGUUCGGGACGAGAUUCAAGGCCUGCUAUCUCCCUUGGGUCAUUCUUGGAUUUAACUAUAUAAUUGGUGGAUCGAUCACUAAUGAACUGAUCGGAAACUUGGUGGGUCAUCUCUACUUCUUCCUGAUGUUCAAAUAUCCCAUGGAUCUGGGUGGCAGAAGCUUCCUUUCCACGCCAGAGAUUCUGUACCGCUGGUUCCCGAACAGAAGAGGAGGAGUCUCUGGAUUUGGUGUCCCUCCCGCCAGUGCCAGACGACCAGCAGACGAUCAGGCAGGAGGAGGUGGCGGCGGACGGCACAACUGGGGUCAGGGCUUUCGGCUGGGCGAACAGUGAAAGGAAAUGGCGUCCUCGGAAGGGGAAUCUCGUGUGAUAAACUUUUUAACUUUUGAACUUGUAAGGAAAAAAAAAUAAAAAAUGAACUUAUGCAAGAGGCAGCGAG